CAGGAGCCUAAUGCUUCAACAGCCUCGCACUUGCAUCAGAGUGAUCCAUAUUUUGUUGUGAAAUCACAAAUGAAUAGAACAACAGGACUGCUGAUUAAUCAUAAUCAUUGGCGCACUCUAGCAUUGGUUUUUUAAAGCAAUAAUGAGGAUGAAAACUAUUGUUAGCCCUGGACGAGAGCUGACAAAGCUUCACUGCUGCCUCUUCCCCGAUGACUAUGAAUUCGAGAGAGAGACAUUAGUCCAGUUAUGGAUGGCUGUGGGGUUUUUAGGAGAUAUACACAUGGAAGAUGCUGGAAACUUAAGAUUUGAUGCUCUGUUAGAGGGACAGUACAUCUUACUAGCAAGGAUUGAUAUUUUGACCGGAAAAAAUAAGUACAAAGUUAAUUAUGAUAAGGUUACAAAUCUUCUAAAUGGGAUCCAAACACUCCAGAAUAAGGAUCUUCGUGCCAUGUUAGAAGGUGAAGAUGCAUCCGUGGUUGGAUCUAAGUUUUGGCAUGUCUCAGUAGUGUCUAAUCACAUUGAUCAAGCAACAUUUGAGACACUAAAGACUUUCAACGAAUUAAGGACACUUUUAUUUGUUCGUGGCGGAGAAUCAAGCAUGGUUUGGAGUGAAUGAAUUGUUGAUGAGUCCAUUUAUGAGUAAUAUGAGCUUCAUGCCAAGUCCUUCAGUUCUGUUUUUGUCUAAUGCUCCUAUUGUUUCUCCUUUUCCUUCUUCCUUUAUUGAGCUCUUCAACAACCUUGACUUUUAAAUUUUAGUGUAACUUUUAAUUUUUUUUGGUAGGUUUAUUAUUUUAUUGGGUGAUAUUUGAAUGGUGUACAUUAGUUGUAGACUUGGAAAAUUAGAAUUCUCUCACUGUGUGCAUUUGAUCGACAUUAGAGAUCUACCUGUAAAUAUAUUGCGCAUAUUUGAUUGCCCAAGGCUUAAAACACUUCAUAUCCGUUACCUUGAGGAAUGCAUAAUUGUGCUGGUCUAGUUCUAGACUA
Molecule: messenger RNA, 984 nt
Organism: Chenopodium quinoa (quinoa)
Lineage: Eukaryota; Viridiplantae; Streptophyta; Magnoliopsida; Caryophyllales; Amaranthaceae
Product: putative disease resistance protein RGA1
Exons: 2
Coding region: 143-616 (157 amino acids)
Source: RefSeq, a predicted model, not a curated record